AUGGCUUCAGACUCAGACGGUACUUUCCCCUCGUCAUUGUCCACCUCUACCUCCCUCCCCACCAGUUCCUCUCCCUCCGUUGGCAACACCACCACCACCGCUUCUAAACCCUCCUCCACCUCAACCAUCCCGUCCCCCCAACCCCACCAGCACACGCUCUCCCCCGAGACAACGCCCCUCAGCCCCGUCAAAUCCCCCACUGACGCCGCCCUCCCAGCCUCAUACCCGCUCGCCGCGCAAAUCCCCAUCAGCAGCUUCGCCACGCUGCCCACCUUCCCCCCCGAAGCCUCGCACCUGCGCGCCCUGACCCUGACCGCCGACCUCCCCCUAACCGAGUACCAGAACCUGCUCAAAGGCGGCGAGUACGCGCUCCCGGAGCCGCCGCAGUCCAUCACGCACCUGACGCUCGAGCUCUUCAGCCUGGGUUUCCCGGGACGCAACCCGCACUGGCUGGCCAAUCUGGCGCGCGCGCUGCCCAACCUCAAGAGCGUCACUUUCUUCAGCUGCCUGAUUGACGGGCUGGACGACGCGAGCCGCGCGGACGCGCUCGAGUUCUUCGACUUGGCGCGCGUGCUGCGCGAGUGUCAUGUCAUCGAUAGCUUUGCCAGGCCAGGGUUUUGGUCACAGGUGGGGAAGCUGUGGGCUGAAAGGGCGAGGGAUGCGGCGCUGGAGAGGGAGGCCGAUGGGGCGGCGAAUGGGGCAGCGAAUGGGGAGGGGAUGGAUGAUGGGGGUGUCAAGGUCGUGGAGGUGAGUUAUACGUAUCGCGGCCAUGAGGACAGUGAUUUCCUGGCGCGCUGUCAUGGCGAGGAGCUGGCGGCGUUGGCGGUGUCGGGGCUCGUGGGGUUUGGGGCCGGGAUGGUGGAGGAGUCAGAGGGUGAUACUGAACUGGGGGACGGGAAGGAGAUCGAGGCGGGAGAUGAGAAGAAGGGGAAGGUCGGUGGCAUUCUGCCCUACGCGAGCGAUUCCCGCGCCGCGGAGGGCGUGAAGACCAAGUUCAAGGAACUGGCAGCGGCGGGUGACCUGGCGGGCUUGAAAGUGCUGAAUCUGGGCUUGUGGACGCUCAGCGUGUCAGACAUCAAAGAGCUGCUGAGCGGCAUAAAGCUGCAGGAAGGCGGCACCGGCCUCAUCGACCUGACGCUCUCGGUCUUGAUGAGCGAAGGCUGGGCACAGGGUCUGGUGGACGCGCUGGCGGCAUCGCCCGCCGUGCUCAAGAACCUCGAAGGCAUCGAAAUCAUCGGCGUGCCCAGCAUGUCGAAGCCCAAGGGCAGUGCGUCGGGCCCGGCCAAGACGGACGAGCAGAUCGACAAUAUCAUGGACACGGGCGACGAGGAUUGGGCGUCGGCGGCGGGUGUGAAAGUGUUGGAUGAAAAGGAGGUGGCGCUGUUGGGGGAAAAGUGCCCAAGGCUGGCGAAGGUCGAUAUGAGUAUCCUGAAGGCGAAGAAGGCGGGGCUGGUGGGGUUUGUGAGGGAGGGACCAGGCGAGGCGUGGAAGAAGGCUUAG
Molecule: messenger RNA, 1500 nt
Organism: Cyphellophora europaea CBS 101466
Lineage: Eukaryota; Fungi; Ascomycota; Eurotiomycetes; Chaetothyriales; Cyphellophoraceae
Exons: 1
Coding region: 1-1500 (499 amino acids)
Source: RefSeq, a predicted model, not a curated record